ACAGUAUGACGUCACACAACAUCAAUGGCGGCCUUGUAAAAGAGUAAACAGGUUAGGUUGAAUAUCCUGCGAUUCUGUUUAUAUAUGGACUGCUAUAUUGCAUCGCCGAAUGGAACUUGCCAAUGCCUUUGUUCGUGUAAAUAUUUUCAUACCUUUCAUUGUGCUGUCAAAAUAAAUUAACGGAAUGUUUUUUUGGAAAACAGCUUGUAAGACUGAUUGCGGUCGUGCCUUUGGCCUUUGCUAUUCGUCUGCUUUAUGACUUUAUGAAUUGCCUUCAAACGACACCUCACACCUUUCCUCUCGUUUUGAUGUGCACACAUUAAAAGUGUAACACCGACAAGGAAAAAGUUACGUAGAAUAACUUACGCAAUGACAUUUAUUUUCGACUUCUGUUUAGUCUGAGUUAAAGUACUUUUCGGGCAAUCAUAGGGUCCAGGAAGGCAGGAUGGAGUCAAAGAAUGAGGUACACAGCCACACUUCGGCUAAUUUGAAGACCGUUUCACACAGUCACGGAUCAACGCAUCCAAAUGUUAAAAGAGUGUUCGAGGUGAUUUACAUGGGGUCAUCUGUAAUGGACAGAAGAUAUACACAAAGUGUGCAGCCAUGGGUUAUGACAGAGAUCCGAAGAAGAAAAUAUGGAUCUCGAGAAGUAACGCUUCAAGUUCUGUCACAUAACCUGAAAUGUACAGCAUGCGAUGCUGAAGGUCUUCAAGACCUCUUUGAUCACAAAUUAAAAGAUCUGACAAGAUUUGCCAAAUUGCAUCAAGAUCCAAGAUGUUUUGCCUAUUUAAGAAGGCAACAACUGAACAAUGAUUUUGAAUGCCACGUCUUCAUUGCAAAUAAAGAGUCAGUUGUACCAGAAUUGUUUCAUACUAUUCAAGUGGUUUCCAAGGAUUUUGUUAAGGAUACGGAGAGUGAAAGCCAUUCCACAGAUCCACAAUCUAAUAUGGUUGGCAUAGAUCAGUCGAAAGCUCGAUAUGAGGUGAUGUAUGUUGGAAGAGCUAAACUCAGUUCCAAGAAAGUGCCUACAGGUUAUAUUGAUGAACUUGUUGAUAAAUUACAUGCUAAAGAUGAAGAAAGACGAUUAAAAAAAUUGGAAGAAAGUGCCAGACGACAACGUAACCUCAGUGGUAACAGUGUGCGCAGUCUUCCAGCAACUUUGGAGGAAACAGUCGCAGUUACAGAAAAUGAACUCAUAGGUCAAAAAACUCGUCUUCAUAAUAGUGAUACACAGUUUUCCCCAGCAGAAAUGUUGUCAGAAGUUCAGUCUGAUAGCUGUGAGAGUAGUGUGGAUGAUUUAUCAAGUUGUGGAGAUAGAAUGAUGAACUCAACAGAGAAUGUAAGUGACAUUGUUACAGAGAGACAGUCAAGAUCAUCAGUAUCAAAAUUAGAUAGCAGUGAAGAUAUCAAUGAACAACUGGAAAAUAAAGAAACUGAGACACAAGAUGUAUUUUAUGAUCACAUACCAAAAUUUAGAGAUGAAGUGAAUCGUACCAUGCUCUUACAAAUAGGACCUGUAGAUCUUUCCUUUAUCAGUUUAGACAAGAAAUUAACUAUUCUUGAAAAAAGAUAUAAAGAUAUAUCAUUUGUUUCUCAGGGUAACAACAAGUUAGAUGUGUUUGGAAUUAUUGCCCGGGAGUCAGGAAGAGAAUUUAUUUGCCAUAUACUCAAGUGUUACUCAGAAUCAGUGGUUACCGAUAUUAUGAAUACUCUACAGUCAGCAUUUAAUUCAGCGUUUGAGAAGAGUAGAACUAUUCAACCUUCAACACAACAUCAGAUCUGCGUAAUGUGUCCACUACACCAGUUACACAAACUCUGUCAAGAAAUAAAUGGUAUGAAAGGACAAUUGGCACAUGAAUUAUUAGCAAGACGAGUUCAACAUUUAUCUGAAGCUGAUUAUAAUGAAGUAUUAGACAUGUUAAGGGAUGAAAAUCCUCAGACACAUGAAGAAAUGGUAGAAUUAAUCAUGAUAUCUUUACGUCAGUUGUGUGAAAGAAAACAAAAAGAACAUCUUCACAUUUCAGAAGGAUCAAACUCAAGUAAACCUGAGUUCAACUUGCUAGAAGAUAAAACUAAAUUCUUUGACAACUUUCGAACUAAAGCCAAGAAAAGUUUAGCAACUUCUUUUGAGAAUCUACUAAGGGGUAGAAAGAAAGAAGAUAGUAGAGAAGCAUUUCGAAAGAGAAGUUGGACAAGUGAAAAUGAGAGUAUUUCUAGCCGAAAAGGAUCUAUUGAUUCCUCUCCUACAUCUACACCAGAUGCUUCACCACUUGCUUCACCUGUAUCAAACAAUUUCCGUCAUACAUUUCCAAGUCCACCGUCAUCUCCUGAUGCCCCAAGAAAACGUAGUUCAACAGUUGGUGCCAUUCCAGAUCCAGCCAUUGCUGCUAGUCGACUUACUACAACGGAAAAACAUAGCGCAAUCACUAAACGUUACAGACAUGUAGGUCGUAAUAUUAACAGGAAUAAUGGCAAUAGCCCUAUUAAGAACAUUUUUUUAUUUGCCAGUUCGCCCCAACCCAUGGACACACCCCCUUCUUUUACAACACAAGAUUCAACCAAUGAAUUGACACCAUCUAUGUGUGUUACCCCACAACGCCAACGUAGAAGUUCAUGGAGACAGGAAAUAUUUUAUCGUGUUGUAACUCCAGUUCAAGUUCCAGAAUCUAAAUCUAUUACAGAGAGUCCAGUACAAGAUGAAGUGGAUGGUUGUAAAUUAUCUAGUAGUGAAUUACGUUCUCUGUGGAAGAAAGCUAUUCUAGAAACACUAUUAUUGAUCAGAAUGGAAAAAGAAAAUCACAGUUUAGUGGCUAGACAAGAUGAAGCCCAGUUAAAAAGAAAUAAGUUAGAUUAUAUGGAAGUGAUACCAUGUUUAAAAGAUGUUACUAAAGAUUGGGAGAAUAUAUUGAGUAAACCUACAGAUUAUAAAUUUCAUAUGUCAAAUUUAUUAGAAUGUGUCAGAAAAGGUGUACCACGAUGUAUUAGAGGCAAUAUCUGGCAAUUACUAUGGAAACAACAUGUUAUACAUAAAACCCAAUCAGAGUGUGAAAUAACAUCGCAUGCUGAUUAUUAUGAUUUAUUAAAACAACUUACAACUCAUCAACAUGCUAUACUUAUAGAUCUAGGUCGUACAUUCCCUGGACAUCCUUAUUUUUCUGUUCAACUUGGACCAGGCCAAUUAGAAUUGUUUAAUAUAUUAAAAGCCUACAGUUUAUUGGAUCAAGAAGUAGGUUAUUGCCAGGGCCUUAGUUUUAUAGCUGGUAUACUCAUCAUGCAUAUGGAAGAGAUUGAAGCAUUUGAUACUUUAAAGUAUAUGAUGUUUAAUUUAGGUUUACGUAUACAAUAUCGUCCAAAUAUGAUAGCUUUACAGAUAAAACUGUAUCAGCUGACACGUUUAAUACAUGAUCAUUAUAAGGAUCUUUAUGAACAUUUUGAGAAAUAUGAAAUUGGUCCUACAUUAUAUGCUGCUCCUUGGUUUUUAACUCUGUUUGCUUCACAGUUUCCGUUAGGUUUUGUGGCAAGGGUAUUUGAUCUGCUGUUUAUACAAGGAGUGGAUGUGAUAUAUAAAGUUGCUCUCCUUUUGCUUGGAACCCAUAAAGAGUUAAUCAUGCAGUGUGAUAGUUUUGAAACUAUUGUUGAAUUUCUUAAAACAACCUUACCUGAAAUGAUAGAAGUUCAAAUGGAAAGGGUCAUAAACCAGGCAUUUGAUAUGAAUAUCAGUAAACAACUACAUGCGUAUGAAGUAGAAUAUCAUGUUCUACGUGAAGAAAUGAUACAUACUUCAAAACGUGGUGAUUCUGAUCUGGUUCAUCAGCUGGAAAAAGUACAUCGUAACUUACGUCAACAGAACAUGGACUUACUGGAGAAAUUACAACAGGCUCAUAGUCAACAACAUAGUCUUUCAUCUGCUUUACAUGAUUCUCAAGUUAAUGAAUCAAAUCUUAAGUCACGAGUACAGACAUUAGAAUUAGAACGUGGAGCACUAUUAAAUACUGUAGCUAGGUUAAGGAAACUUGUUCCUGAAGAAGAACUCGGUAAAUUAGAUUCUAGUUCAGAACCUAUAAACCCUGAAGUAAAUAGUGUAUCUGAUUUGAUGUAUACCAGUUAUCAUGACUAUAGUAAUAGACCAUAUUUGGCAAAUUCUUCUCAGUCUUCAAGUGUUGAUCAUUCUAGUGAAGAUUACCAGAAAAAGACAAUGAUACCACUGUCAAAACAUAAUUCCUGUUAAAUUGCCUUAUGUUAUCAUUUGCAGGAUAAAGUUGUUCUUUGUCAGAAAGUUCAAUUUUAACUGGAAUUUUCCUCUAGUUAUUGUUUUGUAGUGAUAUUUUGUUCUGUUGUGCCAUUUAAGUUUAGACUUAGUAGCUAUUUGUUUUGUUUUUGGUCCAUAUGCAUGGAUCGUUCUUAUCUAAAAUAUCUACAUAAAUAAAGUAUUUAGUCUUGAGGGAGUUGAGCAGUCUAAAAUGCACAUUUUAAAGCUAGGGCUGUAUGUUUUGUGCAUAAGAUAUGACAUUUUUUUGUUAUUUGGGGUUAUAAACUACAUAUUAAUCAUCAAAAAAUUAGCAAUUUUAUUUACCAUGUUCCAAACUUGACCCAAAUGCAUGAUAAUAAUGGUGCUGAUGACAACAAAAGACAAAUCUUCUCAGUUAUGCCUGCUAUAUAUUGUGAUUUGUCUUGGUAUUCAUGGAAAUUUCGACACCAAAAAUCAUUAUAAAAUAUCAACUUAAAGUAUUUUAAAAUAUUUGUUGAUUAUUUACCUUCAAACGAGAUUCUUUGAAUAUGUCCCCAUUCUUUACAUUCAAAAAUGGUAGUCUUCGACCAUCAAAAAAUGAAAUCAGCCAUGUUCCAAUCGUGAUAGAUGGUAGAUCUGGAUAAUCCCAUAUUAGAGGAAAUUCCUUCUGAUGUCAAUAAUCUAAUGUGAAACUGCUGCUGGAGGCGGCCAUGAUUGUUUACAGCGGAUGACGUGAACAGUGUGUACGACAUCAUAAUUCAUUUAAGAACUGAUCUACAUGUAGGUUGGGGAAAACGUAUUGUUUGCUAUAAAUAGUUUUUUUCUUUCCGCUUGUAUCUCCAUUAUUACACAACAAGUGGUCAGACUGUAAUGUGCCCUCUGGAUUAUUUUAUACGUGGAACAAGUUAGCAAAGUCUUAAUAAGAUUGGUGUUGAAAAGUUAGUGUGCGUAUCUUAGACUACUCAUCUAUCUUAGACUACUCAUCGCCCUUAAAUAAACUAUAUACAGUACAUAUCUUUAUAUAAUUCACAUCUUUCAUGUAAAUGAACUGUAACUUUAAUAAACUUUACACCCAUAGAUAUAACGACUGGUGUUCUGUAAACAAACUCCCAUUCACUACAAAAAUUUAGAGGUCAGGACAUCAUUAAUCGAAAUAACACAUCAAAUAAACCCAAUUUAAUACUUUAUUUUGACCCAAGGGGUCUUAGCCUCUUUAAAUGGUUUAACUUCUCAUUGAUGUUAAUUGUAUUAUUUACAUAUUUCAACCUCAAAUAUACAAUUUUGAGUUUUACUGGUAUAUUAGGUCUUUAUGAAAGAGAUGGUGAUAUUUAAAAAGUAGAUCUGAUAGAUUGUCUAGGUGUUAGAUUAUGUAAAUGAUGACCAGUAUUACUCAAAUUUACAUGUAAAUUCUGUUGAUCUAAUGUUUUGUUGUUGAGAAAUAUAUAUAUUUAAAUGUUGAAAUGUACAUCACAUGGUUUUUAUAAGGGAUAUUUUAAUUGUAACUGCCAUUUUUUUUUUUAAGUCUCAUUUUUAUGUCAUUAAAAUCUAUUUUGUUCGACUAAUAUAUAUAUAUAUAUAUAUAUAUAUAUAUAUAUAAUAUUGAUAUUAUUAAUUUGACAGGAUUGUUAGAAGUCGGAUGACUGUACUAGUAGCUUCAAAGUGCUGAACAGAUUUAACGAAUGUUUAUAUAUUAUUUUUUAUAUACAUAUAUAUUUAGAUAAUUAUUAAAAUAAGAUUCUCAAGAAGAAUUGAAAAGCUUAUUGAAGAAUAUGCAAUCAAUGCCACGUAGAUAUUAAAGUCUUAACAAAUACUAGUUAGGCUUAUCAAACGAACAGAUAUAAGGGAGGUACAUAUAUUUCUGUGUAAAAUGUUGUCUUUUGAUCAGUAGUUAGAUUUUUUUUGAUAAUAUAUCAACAUUAUUAUUGCUAAUAAUGACCAUGUUUCAAAUAGUUUGAACUUCCAAUUAAAACGGGAGGUAACUCUUCAAUAAUGUAGUGUUUUCUGAUUGACAACAUAAAUACACAAUGUUAAAUGGUUUGUAUCUCGGUCGGCACGAUUAGGAGUGGCCAUUAACUAGAGUGUCAUUUAAACCAGUAGGCCUACAUAAUAUUUAAUUUAGGAACCAUGCUAUGCUUAGCCUACUCUGGAAGGACACCUGUAACAAGACGUCUAAGUCGGGCUUACAUGUAUGUCAACCUUACAACUGGGAACAACUGGCUUCCAACUGAAAAUGGUCGACCUGAAUGCCUCUACAACUGAAAGCUACUACCGGUAGUUCCAGUCAGUUGAAACUAGUUGCUAUUGACACAAAUGUUCUUACUACUGACUCAAACUCGUUUUCACGGAAACAUGAAAAAGUCUGAAAAAUGUCUUGAGAGUGUCAAAUACACAGUAGGAGCCUAUGAAGACCAAACAGCUCUUUAUUCUGUGUUGUUAAUUCUUAGUUCUUGUAUAUUCAAAUUUUAGCCUAUCUUAAAAUCAAUAUUUGUUUUACAAAUCAGACAUUUGUCAUAUCAGAUUUUAAUUGUAUCUCUGUUUAAUUUAAUUGUAUUUUAAUAUAAUAAUAAAAUUUCUUUUAGAAAAUCAAAGAUAGGUUGCCAGGCAACGAAACAUACGCCCACAGCAGCUAAAUCGUCCGGGCAGUCAGCAAGAGUUGUCGCAUAUUUUUACUUUUUUCGGUAAUGAAACAUUUAUAAUACACUAAAAUCUGAUUAAGAGUAACAACUCAAUCUGAUUAAAAUACAGAUCUAUAUUUCGUUUUUUUAUACUUUCGAUGGCCUACACUACAUGAAGAUCAGACAAGUAUUGAAAAUCAAUAUACUUGUCGUCUCAAGACCUUAAACUCUGUAUAUCAAUCUUAAGUCAAUCAGAUGAUAACUUUAGCCUCUGGAGCGUCCACAAGAUUUUUUGAAGUGAUCAACUCUGGCAGUAAUUAUCGGAAAUCGCUAAAAAUCAAUGGGCUUCUUUGUCUCAUGACCUUAAACACUGUGAAUAAAUUUAACUUUAGUCUCUUGAGCGUCCACAAGCAAUUGUGGAUGCCAGACCGACGCGACGACAAAAUACGACUACAUUUGAUCAGGAAUUUUAUCAUAUUAAAAUACAAUUAAAUUAAUAAUUUAGAUGACAUAUAAGGCCUAAAGAAAGACCUGCAAUAGGCAGAUUUAGCUCUUGCAUAAUACAUGUUUUAAGUUGCUGUUGCCUUCUUCAUUAGCCCAGUUGAUGUAGGUUGUUAAACCCCCAUUUCAUUCCAAGUUGCCAUUAAUAUGAGCGCUCUUACAAUGGCCAUUUACAUUUUCCAUGUAAACAAGUUGAGAGAAAUAUGUUAACAGGUAAAAUGGAAGCUAUUGAAGGUAUCAGCCUUUUAAGUGUCAAUGAUGUCAAACAAUUGUGGGGAAAAAAGAGACCAUGCCUUUGGGGUGAUGCAUCUUCUUAGGCAUUCACCAUUUUGUUGGUCAUGGGAUAAAUUAACAUUCACCAUCAGUUCCAAUUUGAUCUUUAUAAGCAUGUUUACAACUAGCUGAAAGCAGUUUCUCCCCACUUUAGCUAUAAAAAAUAUACAGGUUUUGAUUAAUAGGGGCCCUCUUGUGACAUAUAACUCUAUAUUAUUAAUAGAUGAAGCUUGUUAACAGAUCAUAGUAUCAGUAUUGUUCCAAGUAAAAUUUCAAGUGUUUGCUCAGUAAAAAAAUAAACCUAACUAAUUGGUGUCAUAAGUCUUAGUUCUAUACUAUUAUAAGUACAUAUCAUAAAUAUUUGUUUUUUUUUAUAUCCUAUAUAAUUAUGUGAACCGUUGUUGUGGUUAUUUGAAAAUCAAGCAACCCAGAAAAAGUUGAGGGAAAUUUCCUCCUGUAUACAUAUUUAUAUGAUCAUGUAGAUUAAUAAAAUAAUAUGCAUAAUAGAUGUAUGAAUACAGAUAAAGGGCUUGUUGUGAUACAUGAUACAUGUACAUCCAUCCUCUUCUUAUAAAGUAGAAGGAUAUUUGAAUGGAAUCCGGUAACUUUAGUAUUGCUCCAUAUUGUAAGAGUGGGUACAGCUAAGUAAGAAAAAUUAUUGUGAUUCUUUAGGUAAAAAAAUCUUUGCAUUGCACUGUAAAAUAUAAUUGGCACAUUGAUAGGUUUCCAUGAUGUACCAGUGAUCAAGUGCAAUUAUCAGAAACUGUUGUAAUUUAAAUGACUUUCAUUAAACAAAGAAUACAUGUAUCAAUUUAAAGUAGAUACAAUGUUUGCUAUAACAAAACUCUAUAAAGUCAGCAAGGGCCAUAACUCUUAAUAGUAAAUAACAAGAGAUUGUGGACUGACUGACGGCGGCGUGACAAAAAUGGUUAACUGUGUUAACCGCAAUGAAAAGUGGUAUCAAUUUUCUGGAAAAAGUAAGUAUACCUUUUUUGCGUUAAGCACCGAUCACCAGAUGCAGUGAUAGUUCAGUUAUGUGAGGUAAUAGUAGAAACUGAACAUGCAAGAAAAUAUCAAAGACAAAACAAACUGAUGUUUACAAUCUUUUACACUUUGUACAUAUAGCUAUAAGUCUCACAUCUUCAUUUACAAAUAGUACCAAUAUAAUACAUAAAGCUAGUGAGCAGGAAACAAAUAUAACACCAUGCCAACUUCAUCCAAAUUAUUGUCACUUGACUACAACUACAUAAAGUUCAAUUCAGCUCAAAAUAUCA
Patella vulgata (common limpet) is the source of this 8891-nucleotide messenger RNA. Its product is annotated as TBC1 domain family member 1. The coding region runs from base 446 to 4228 and encodes 1260 amino acids. The transcript is spliced from 18 exons. The record is from RefSeq and is a predicted model, not a curated record. Lineage: Eukaryota; Metazoa; Mollusca; Gastropoda; Patellidae.